AAGCAAAGACAAAAAAGAUUGCGAAUGAAGUGCAAACUCAACACCAAGAAUCAUCUCCCGAUCCGGUUGUGGCUCAAGUGCAAACUCAACAGCAAGAAUCACCUCCGGUUCCGGUUAUGGCUCAAGGGCAAACUCAAGAACAAGAACCACCUCCUGUUUACGAUGUUAAUCGUCUCCAACUUGAUCCAGGAUUAAGGGUGUCUAUUGCAAGCUAUCAUAUCAAUGAUCAAGAUGCAAUUCGAAGAGGAUAUAUUCUAAAAGGUCUAUGCCAACCUUAUGCUCAUGAGUACAAAACCAGAAAAAUAUACGGAUAUGAUGGGGCUAGUAAUAUGAAAGGAGAGAUUAAUGUGCUGAAAACAUUGAUCAUGAAAGAGUCUCCUUCUGCUUAUUACAUCCAUUGUUUUGCACAUCAACUCCAGUUGGUUCUUGUUGCUGUUGCCAAGGGAAAUGAUGGUUGUGUAUGGUUUUUUGCUCAACUUUCUUGCUUGUUGAAUAUUGUUGGAGUUUCUUGUAAGCGUCAUGAUAUGCUUCGAAAUGUUAGAGCUCAAAAACUAAAGACAGCACUUGAAUUGGGUGAAAUAGAAAGUGGAAGUGGAUUAAAUCAAGAGAUGGGCUUAGCUAGACCCGGAGACAUUCGGUGGGGAUCUCAUUACAAAACUAUUUUGCACAUCAUUGAUAUGUAUUCCACAAUCCGAGAAGUGCUUAUAAUUCUUGGAAAAGAUCCCACACAAAGGGGUGAUUGGCCGAACAUACAUGCUAUGGUUGAUGUCUUUGAGUCAUUUGAGUUUGUUUUCAAUGCUCACUUGAUGCUGGUCAUUCUUGGAUAUACAAAUGAGUUGUGUCAGUCUUUACAAAAGAGAGAUCAAGAUAUUGUUAAUGCAAUGUCACUUGUGAGUUUGGCAAAGGAAAGAAUGCAACAUAUGGGAUCUCAUGGGUGGGAAGAGUUCUUUAAAGGAAAGGUUACAUCAUUUUGUGUAAAAUAUAGCAUCAUCAUUCCUUCAUUGGAUGGUAAUUAUGUGCCUCAUGGAAGAUCCUCACGGUUUUACCCCGAACAAACAAUUGAUGAUCAUUAUAGAAGAGAGGUAUAUCUUGAUGUCAUUGAUAAAAUUCGGCAAGAGCUUGACAAUCGGUUUGAUGAGGUUAAUAUGGAGUUACUUCUUUGCAUGUCGGCUUUGAAUCCGUUCAAUUCAUUUGCUUCUUAUGAUGCACACAAGAUACUUAGACUUGCCAAGUUUUAUCCCAAGGACAUAUCAAGUAUGGAUUUGAUAAGACUUGAAAUUCAACUUGAUAACUUUAUUCAUGAUAUGAGAAGAGAUGAUAGAUUCAAAUGUCUAAACAAUCUUGGGGAGCUCUCUAUUAGGCUUGUUGAAACAAAUAAACAUACUCUUUAUGAUUUGGUGUACUUGCUUCUUAAAUUGGUAUUGAUCCUACCGGUGGCGACGGCAAGUGUUGAAAGAGUAUUUUCUGCAUUGAGUCUAGUGAAGAAUAAAUUGAGAAAUAGUAUGGGUGAUGAGUUAUUGAACGAUUGUUUAGUCACAUUUAUUGAGCGUGAUGUUUUUUGCAAGAUAAGUGAGGAUGAUAUAAUCGAGAGUUUUAUGGUCAUGAGAAAGCGUAGAGUAGAGUUCUAGAGUAUGUAUUGU
Messenger RNA from Phragmites australis (common reed), 1640 nucleotides. RefSeq lists its product as uncharacterized. The record is from RefSeq and is a predicted model, not a curated record. NCBI's taxonomy places the organism in Eukaryota, Viridiplantae, Streptophyta, Magnoliopsida, Poales, Poaceae. Gene Ontology annotation, molecular function: protein dimerization activity. Bases 117 to 1628 code for a protein of 503 amino acids. The transcript is spliced from 2 exons.